AUGGCGCAAGAGGGUUAUAACUAUCCAACACCUUCAAGACCCUUACCAGAAGGACCACAGCGGCCAGGAGAACAAGGCAGGCCAGGGGGACCUAGACGGCCACCUGGCCAAGCGGGAGCACCAGACGGAGGAUAUCCCAGUGGAGCAACUAGACCUGGACAGCAAGAUCAAUCUGGUUAUCCUGGAAGGGGCAGACCAUCGGGUCCCGAAUUUACUCCACGACCUCAAGAUAACAAAAUAUCUAAAAAACAACCGGUAGGGACAGGGAUCAGUAAAGCUAUCAUUGAAGUGCAGCGUUAUAUUGAAGAUGAUAUCUUAAAUAAAGACGAAGAUUCCCUUCUUUGGUGGAAAACCAAUCGACAUAAUUAUCCCACUUUAAGUUCACUUGCGCAAGAGGGUUAUAACUAUCCAACACCUUCAAGACCCUUACCAGAAGGACCACAGCGGCCAGGAGAACAAGGCAGGCCAGGGGGACCUAGACGGCCACCUGGCCAAGCGGGAGCACCAGACGGAGGAUAUCCCAGUGGGGCAACUAGACCUGGACAGCAAGAUCAAUCUGGUUAUCCUGGAAGGGGCAGACCAUCGGGUCCCGAAUUUACUCCACGACCUCAAGUUCUCUUCACACUAUUAGGAACCUUAUCUGCGCAAGAGGGUUAUAACUAUCCAACACCUUCAAGACCCUUACCAGAAGGACCACAGCGGCCAGGAGAACAAGGCAGGCCAGGGGGACCUAGACGGCCACCUGGCCAAGCGGGAGCACCAGACGGAGGAUAUCCCAGUGGAGCAACUAGACCUGGACAGCAAGAUCAAUCCGGUUAUCCUGGAAGGGGCAGACCAUCGGGUCCCGAAUUUACUCCACGACCUCAAGGACCUGGUGAUAGAUAUCUUGAACCGGAAGCACCUAGUGGUGGAUACCCUAGUGGACCUCAAAGACCUGGUUCAGUUCCUGGAAAACAAAAUGGAUAUGCCAGCAGACCCAGUGCUACACAGGGUUAUCCCAGUCAACAAGGAGGUGAUCAAGGCUACCCUAGUCAACCAGGAAGUGAACAAGGAUAUCCAAGUCAACAAACAGGGGGCCAAGGUUACCCAAGUGCACCAGGUCGCGAUCAAGGAUAUCCAAGCCAACCAGGACGGGAUCAAGGAUACCCAAGUCAACAAGGAGGUAGUCAAGGUUAUCCAAGUGCAGCAGGCCGCGAUCAGGGAUACCCAAGCCCGUCAGGACGUGACCAAGGUAAACCAAGUCAACCAGGUACAAAUCAAGGAUAUCCAAGUACACCAGGACGUGAUCAAGGAUACCCAAGCUCUUCUGGCCGAGAUCAGGGUUAUCCAACACAAGAGGGAAAAAAUAAAGGUUAUCCAAGUCAACAAGGAGGAACUGGAGGUUAUCCCAGCCAACAAGGCUAUCCCAGCCAAACAGGAGGUCAAGGUUAUCCAACUCCACAGGGUGGCGAUCAAGGCUAUCCCAGCUCACAAGGCGGUUUUCCGAAUCGAGGAGAUGGUGGACAGAGAUUUCCUGGUGAACAAGGAAGUGGUCAAAAAUAUCCAGGUAGCGUCCCAAGCAGUCAAGGAACGCCAAGUUCUCAAGGUUUUCCUGGUCAGCAACAAGGGUUUCCUGGGCAGGGAGGUCAGUUUUCAGAGAGUGAAAGAGGGCAGCAAGGACAAAGCGGAUUCCCAGGUCAAGAAGAGGCUGGCUUUUCUGGACAGGGUGAUCAGGGACAAUUUGAAGAAGGAGAUUACUCCGCAAUACCUGGAGAACCUGAUAAAGAUUAUCCAAUAUUUUCUGAAAUUCCCCAAACCUCAUUCAGCUGUGACCAACAACAAUAUCCUGGAUAUUAUGCCGACGUUGAAGCAAGAUGUCAAGUAUUUCAUAUCUGUGCCAAUAAUAAAACUUAUGACUUUUUAUGUCCUAACGGGACAAUAUUCCACCAAGAAUAUUUGGUUUGUGUUUGGUGGAAUCUUUUUGAUUGCGAUUCUGCGCCAUCACUGUAUGACAAAAACGCAAAUAUUUACGAUUACUCAAUGAUAGGCACAGGAGGUCGUCCAGGUGCAACAUUUGGAGGUGAAUACCAACCGCAAGGUGGAGAGCAAGGAUAUUCCGGUCAGCAAGGAAACACUGGAUACGAACAAGGACCUGGAGACUAUUCUGGGGGACCUACGCAGCAAGGAUAUCCUUCUGGAAGACCUCAAGAAGCUAGUCAAAGACCCGGUAGCAAUGAGCGACCUCAAAGUUCACCUGGAUUACAAGGGUCACAGCCAGGAUAUCAAAACGGCGGAUAUCCAAGUGGAAAGCCUCAAAGACCUGGAUAUCCUGCAUUUGAACAACCCGGCGAGCAAGAAAGUUCUACGGGAUAUCCAAGUGGAAGACCGCAGCAACAAGGAGGUGGUUAUCCUGGAAGACAACCUCAGGGCGGUCAAGAUCAAUUUGGUUAUCCUGGAAGAGAGCCUCAAGGAGGACAAGAUCAAUUCGGAGGACGUCCAGGGCAAUCGCCGCAAGGUCCAAAUGGUAGACCAGGCUUCACUCCUAGACCUAGUGGACAAGAGCCGAGUGGUGGAAAUACGGGAUAUCCUAGCUUAGAACCAGGUUAUCCAACGACCACACCAACCUCUGGUUCAACACAAGAAGGAGGCGGAUAUCCAAGUGGUAGGCCUAGUACAGGUUUUCCCGGAGCAAGGCCUCAAGAACCAAUGAGAGGUUAUUUACCUCCAUACCAAUAA
Molecule: messenger RNA, 2715 nt
Organism: Diabrotica balteata
Lineage: Eukaryota; Metazoa; Arthropoda; Insecta; Coleoptera; Chrysomelidae
Source: the annotation of a GenBank genome assembly